UGGCGGAAUGGCGGGAGGAGGGCCGCCCGGCCUCGCUCCCGGCGGCGGCGGCGCGCAUUGAUGGCGGCGGGGGGAGUGGAAUUCCGUGCGCUAUCUGAUCCGACGCUGAGGUGCGAUCGGGAGAAUGUGUGAGUUUUCGCUUUCCUCCUCUUCGUCGCGCCUGGCAGGCAGGGAUUUCUCCUGGCGCGCGCUGCCCGAGCGAGGGCGAGUGCAGUGUGGGGGUCUGCGCAUGAUGGAUUUACGCAGCACAUUCGAUCGAUCGACAGGGAUUUCUUUCGGGGAAGGAGGGAAAGCGCGUAAUAGGGUUUAGCGGCCGUCGCGUCCGGACAGGGGUGCCGCAUUGAUAGAGGAUGCGUGUGGACUAACUGGUUGACGCCGACGAAGCUACAGUGUAGGGAAGAGCCGGGCCAAUUCUUCUAGAAAUGAGGUUUUUUCCAGGCACAGGUGUGAAGCAGAUGAUAGAUGGUCGGAGAAAAAACAAAGUUUUGCGAAUUCACGUGGAAGGAUUUUUUGUCGGUAGAAAUCAGCAAGAUCACCAGGAUUAGAAGUAGCAGCCGAAGCUGGAAGAGUUCUUGCAAGGAUUUUAGAUUUAAUACAGGAUUUAUCAUAGGUGGUCGGAGAGCGUAAACACGCGGAAGAAUAGAAGUAUGUCGAGACACAGAGUCUAGGUGGAAGAAGACGAACAACACAAAGAAGAAGAAGAAGAAGAAUGUUGGCGAGCGGUGUUUUUUCUCCUCGCCAUCGACAAGCAGAUUAGUGAAUCUGGAAGAGAUUUUCUCUAGGAGGACGCUCAAUGAGCGGCUCCGGAGGUUUGGAGGUAACUAUCAGGAAGAGACCUUGGAACCCGAGACGAAGCGAGCUUCUCAAGAUGCUGCUCUUCCUGGUUGUCUACAGCGAGCAGCAGCAGCAAGAAGAGGAGGAGUUUGAGAGGCGGUCCCGGCUGGAAUGGCAGAGAAUCGAAGAGGAGCACAAGAGACGCGUGGAGUUGAUGCUGGAUUACCACCGACAUCUACAGGAGGAGUACGCCGAGCUUGACGAGCUCGAGAGGCUGCGUUUGAAGCGGAGCCGGCUGGCGGUGGCCGCUGUUGGUGCCGCCAUCGCGACGCAGCAGAGCGUCCACCGCCGGCUGUGGGUGAAAUCACGCUCGCAGGCGUGGUGGGAGCGCUGCAAUCACCCGAGCUUUCCCGAGGCCGAGUUCCACCGCGCGUUUCGGAUGAGCAAGAGCACGUUUAACAUCAUCUGUGACCAGCUCGGCCUGGCGGUGGCCAAGGAGGACACGAUGCUCCGCCAGGCCAUCCCGGUGAGACAACGAGUAGCGGUUUGUAUCUGGCGGCUCGCCACCGGAGAGCCGCUGAGGCUCGUCUCCAAGCGAUUCGGACUCGGGAUAUCAACUUGUCACAAGCUGGUCCUCGAAGUUUGCGCUGCUAUCAACGACGUUCUUCUGUCCAAGUACGUCCAGUGGCCGACCGAGGAGCGCCUCCAGGCGGUGAUGGAGGAGUUCGAGGCCAUCUCCGGGAUUCCAAACCUGGUCGGGGCCAUGUACACGACGCACAUCCCGAUCAUCGCUCCAAAGAUGAACGUCGCGGCCUACUUCAACAAGCGGCACACGGACAGGAACCAGAAGACGUCCUACUCGAUCACCCUGCAAGGGGUGGUGGACAUCCACGGGAUUUUCACGGACCUCUCCAUCGGCUGGCCGGGUUCCAUGUCGGACGAGAGGAUCCUGGAGAAGUCCAACCUCGCGCAGCGAGCGGCGGAUGGCCUGCUAAACGGAGUUUGGGUCUCCGGAGGGCCUGGGUAUCCGCUACUCAGCUGGCUCUUGGUGCCUUACACGCAGCACAACCUCGGCUGGGCUCACCACGCUUUCAACGAGAAGCUGUCCGAGGUGCUCAAGAUCGCCAGGGACGCGUUUGGACGGCUCAAGGGACGCUGGAAGUUCUUGCAAAAGCGGACCGAGGUGAAGCUCCAGGAGCUCCCGGCGGUGCUGGGGGCAUGCAGCGUGCUCCACAACGUUUGCGAGCACCACAACGAGGGGUUUGACGAGGAGCUGGCGUACGAGGCCGUGGACGACUUGAUGUUCCCGGACAGUAGCAGCAGCGAUCCGGCCGCCGUCCAGGCCCGAGAUGCGAUCGCUCACAACUUGCUCCACAGCGGCGCAACGUUUUUGUGACGGGACUCGUGUCCUCCAGCGGCAGAUAUUCGUGUAGCAUGCGCUGACUUUAGAGCUAGAGAAUGAGGAAUACAGAUGCUCAAAACCGAUCUUCCGAGUGUACAUGUUGCGGCAAGCUCGCUUUAGCUCGAGUGCUUGUACAAUGUGAAACUGGGUUUUGCUCCAAAAGUUUUGAAAUCGUUGUAGAAGUUGGAGGUGCUAAUUCUUUUAAAGCUAGACAUUUUGUUUUUUAAGUAAGCUGUUCUAGGAUGGGGAUAUUUUCAAGAAUAUACUUGGUUUUAGGGUU
Messenger RNA from Selaginella moellendorffii, 2456 nucleotides. Its product is annotated as protein ANTAGONIST OF LIKE HETEROCHROMATIN PROTEIN 1-like. The coding region runs from base 794 to 2170 and encodes 458 amino acids. The record is from RefSeq and is a predicted model, not a curated record. The transcript is spliced from 2 exons. Lineage: Eukaryota; Viridiplantae; Streptophyta; Lycopodiopsida; Selaginellales; Selaginellaceae.